AUCUCCUUCUCCUUAUUCUCUGCUCUUCGUCGCUUCUCCUCCCUUCUCGGCACCGGGUAUAUAAGCGGUGGCGGCCUCUGGGUUCUUGUUCCGCAAUGUCGUCGCCGAGAGGAGGAGACAAGGAAGGCGGCCGGGAUGGCGAGCGCCAGAUCCACGUCUUGGCUGUUGACGACAGCUCCGUCGACCGAGCCGUGAUCGCGAAGCUCCUCCGGAGCUCCAAGUACAGAGUGACGGCCGUGGACAGCGCCAAGAAAGCACUGGAGCUCUUGGGAACGGAACCAAAUGUCAACAUGAUUAUUACGGAUUACUCGAUGCCGGAGAUGACAGGGUACGAGCUCCUCAAAAGAGUCAAGGAAUCGCCAACGCUUAGGGAAAUCCCGGUGGUGAUCAUGUCCUCGGAGAACGACCCCGACAAAAUCAACAGAUGUUUGGAGGAAGGAGCGGAGGAUUUCUUGCUGAAGCCCGUGCGGCCGUCUGAUGUGUCCCGCUUGUGCGGUCGGAUGCGCUCGUAG
Messenger RNA from Musa acuminata AAA Group (dessert banana), 512 nucleotides. Its product is annotated as two-component response regulator ORR5-like. The coding region runs from base 96 to 512 and encodes 138 amino acids. Gene Ontology annotation, biological process: cytokinin-activated signaling pathway; phosphorelay signal transduction system. The transcript is spliced from 5 exons. Lineage: Eukaryota; Viridiplantae; Streptophyta; Magnoliopsida; Zingiberales; Musaceae. The record is from RefSeq and is a predicted model, not a curated record.